UUUGGCACAACACAAGGCAACAACAACUAGCUAGAGCUACACAAGGCUCCAUCACAUUUCAAAGUCCUCUUCAAACCUCAAAGCAAAGCACGCUCAGAGAUCCGUGCACGUACACACAUAACCCAUUAGAAGAACUUAUUUAGAAGGCAGAUGGACCGCGUGAUGAAGCUGGCGUCGGAGCGAGCGGUGGUGAUCUUCACCCUGAGUUCCUGUUGCAUGUGCCACACCGUGGCGCGGCUCUUCUGCGACCUGGGUGUCAAUGCACUGGUGCACGAGCUAGACCAAGACCCAAGGGGAAAGGAGAUGGAGAGAGCUCUCCUCAAGAUGCUCGGGAAAGGCCCGUCUGUUCCAGUGGUGUUCAUCGGCGGGAAGCUUGUCGGCGGGACAAACAGAGUCAUGUCCAUGCAUCUCAGCGGCGAGCUGGUCCCAAUGCUGAGGAAUGCAGGUGCCCUCUGGCUAUAGAGGAAUGCAGGUGCCACUUGGGAAAAUAAAUUUUUGUCAAAGAGUGUCAAGUAUAUGCAUUUUCUUAGAGUAACUUAACUAAUGGCCUGGUUAGCGUC
Molecule: messenger RNA, 560 nt
Organism: Triticum aestivum (bread wheat)
Lineage: Eukaryota; Viridiplantae; Streptophyta; Magnoliopsida; Poales; Poaceae
Product: putative glutaredoxin-C14
Exons: 1
Coding region: 151-462 (103 amino acids)
Source: RefSeq, a predicted model, not a curated record